Molecule: messenger RNA, 566 nt
Organism: Dermacentor silvarum
Lineage: Eukaryota; Metazoa; Arthropoda; Arachnida; Ixodida; Ixodidae
Exons: 4
Coding region: 6-566 (186 amino acids)
Source: RefSeq, a predicted model, not a curated record
ACACGAUGGAUGUUCAUAUACUAGGAGGUCUGAAGCUGGCCACCCUCAUCUGCACUUGCCUGGCUGGAAUAGAACUGAAGAACUCGGGGAGACCGCAUUCGAGAAAACCAACCUUGUACAGCCUCUUCGACGUCACAUAUCUGGUGACGUGCGUUGGUGCUUGCGCUGUGCUCGUUAGGCUAGUAUGCCACCUCAUCCACAUCGGCAGCUUGUGGGCAACGUGGAGCCCCAUGCUCUGUUUCGACUUGUUCGUCACGUGCACGUUCUGCGCAGAGACUGUAUUUAUGGUUGUGGUAUUCCUUGUGCGGAGGCUGCGCAGUCAAAGUGCGCCAUGGAUCAUCUGCACUGUGCACGGCAUUAUCUUGACCACGCUGGUAGGCGACAUACUUGAAGGCACCACCACUGAAUGCACGGAACAGCUCACGCCAUAUGAAAGUAUGCAUCGGAUGGACACUGUGAACCGAACGAUGCUUCUGACCUGCUACGCAUACUUAACUUUGGGAAGUUUUCUGACUGCUGGCUUUGCCGACAGGCCCAUGGUCCGGCAGGAGCUCGAGGUACGCUGA